AUGACGACUACGCUUCCUCCGGCACAGCAAAAACUGUUUGAAAAACUUGGUCAUGAGUUUGAUGCCCGUGAGUACGCAAAGGCGCUACGCUCUGCUGAUGCUAUAUUGGCCGUAAUCCCCAAUCAUGCCGAUACCAUUGCCAUGAAGGGUCUCACGCUACAUUAUCUUGACCGCAGGGAAGAAGGACAUUCAGCCAUUAAGGAAGCUAUUGAGCUCAACACUUAUUCCACCAUGGCGUGGCACUCGCUUGGACUAUGUCACAGGGCUGAGAAGAAUUAUCCUGAAGCUAUAAAGGCGUUUAAACAAGCGCAUCAAACGGACCCUUCCAACCCAAAUGUUUUACGAGAUUUAUCGUCUGUAUGUGUUCAGGUGCGAGAUUGGGAACAAUUUGUGGAGACACGCCAAAAAAUGGUGACAUUAAAAGCGGGUGUUCGUGCCAAUUGGGUUGCUCUUUCUUGUGGACAUCGCAUGCUGCGACACACAGAACUGGCAGCUGCAGUAAUUGAUGUCAUGAUGGCCAUCAUGGACGCUGGAGAUAAAGCGGUAGAAAAGAGUGAGGUGUUUCUCUAUCUUGUAGAACUGGAACUCUCUCAUAACGCGCCAGCACGAGCUCUUGAACUCCUAAAGAAGCAUGAUGCCGACAUUGUGGACGAGGAAGAGAAGCUGUUCCUACGUGCAAAGGCACAUGCCCUGCUUGGUCAAAAAACAGAAGCAGAAAAACGUUACAUGGAACUUAUCGGUCGCGGGGUAUCAGAGGCAGACUGUAUUGCGGCCAUUGCCCGCCUCCGUAAGAUUCCACUUGAUGCUCAUCGAUGUCCGAAGCGUGACGAGGAAAAGUAUCUUCAAAUUCUUCAGCAAGUCAUUGACGUCUACCCAAAAUGUGAUUACGCUCGGCGACAUCUACUGGAUUUUGUCCCCAUUGCAGAGUUUAGGAAACGUCUUUGUGAUUACGCCUCGGUGUUUAUUAUAAAAAUGAUUCCAUCACUCUUCAGUGUUUUGAAGUCACUUUAUAAGGACUCUGAACGUGCCAAGGAAAUUGGCACGGUAUUUUUGCAAUGGGAAGAUGAAAUUAAGAGGAAUGAUUUUUCAAGCUUUGGUGGAAAGCCAAAUCCGUCGUAUAUCUUGUGGAUUUGGAUGUAUUUGUCGUCACAUUACUGUCGUCUGCACCAGUUUGAUCAGGCAUUUCAUUACAUUAACCUUGCCAUUGAUCACACACCAACCGUGGAACUACUGUAUUUAAUGAAGGCCAAAAUACAUGCAAGAAACCAGGAGUUUGACGAGGCAGCUGUAAAUGCGGACAAGGCACGCCAAUUGGAUUUGCAAGACAAGUAUCUUAAUGGGAAGGCCGCCAAAUAUUUUUUCCGUGCCAAUCGUAUUGAGGAAGCUGAAGCGCGAAUGCAAAUGUUUUAUAAACCCAGUGCAGUACCUGGGGACACGUACCUCACGGCACUGGAAUCCCAAUGUGCUUGGUACGAGCGUGAGGUGGGUGAUGCCUUUUUCCGAAAGGGAGAUUACAUUUCCGCGUUGGGCAACUACCUCAUGUAUGAGGAACACCACAAGCGUAAUCAUGCGGAAUUACUAGACUUUCAUAAUUAUGUUUUUCGACGGUGCACAAUGCGGGCUUGGUUCGAUGUCUUGGCUCGCGAUGAUGACCUUAAUGGAAAUAAGUUUUUCUUAAAACUCUGCCCACGUAUCGUUCGCACGUAUUUAAAGGUGCAUGAGGAAGGCGAGGAGGCCGUACGUGCGAAACAUGUUUCUCGCCCCGAACUUGCGCCUUGCUCUGAUGUGGAGGAAAAUAAGCGUUUGACGCAGCUGCGCAAGGAGUAUUACUUAGGUGACGUGGAUCUUUCCAACCCACUUCAAAAAGCCGAACGGUAUCUGCUUCCCUAUCUCAGCCACAAUUUGUCCUCAGCAGAGGCGCACGUGUUGGCCUUUGAGUUUUACACCGCGGUGCGGCGGCCACUCUUUGUGGCUCGUGAGUUGUUGUCAUUGGCCAAAUUAAAGGAUGCAGACACGAUCGACCGUAUUGUUUCCUUUGAGCGAGGCCUUUUUGCGGAAAGUGCCUCAGAAAUGGAUUCUCGCGUGAAGAAUGUCAUUGAUGAGGUCUUGGCCAGCGCGUGGGAGAAGCUAAAGGAGGGGUGA
This is a messenger RNA of Trypanosoma rangeli, 2142 nucleotides long. RefSeq names its product putative N-acetyltransferase subunit Nat1. The record is from RefSeq and is a predicted model, not a curated record. Lineage: Eukaryota; Euglenozoa; Kinetoplastea; Trypanosomatida; Trypanosomatidae. Gene Ontology annotation, cellular component: cytoplasm. The transcript has a single exon. Gene Ontology annotation, molecular function: protein-N-terminal amino-acid acetyltransferase activity; protein binding. Gene Ontology annotation, biological process: N-terminal peptidyl-methionine acetylation. The coding region runs from base 1 to 2142 and encodes 713 amino acids.